GGUUCCAGACAAGCUAGUGUAAUGUGUGGUUUUCUGUAAAAGAGAGACAUAUCGGAUUCUUCACAGUGCACUGCGAUUUAGAAGGUUGUGGCCAAGGCCGACUACUAGGCCGCCGCCAGCCUCUUGACUCUCCUAGAUGCGUGGAAACCCGACCUCCACCCGCCCGAAGACAUGGCAGAUGAAUAAUCGAAAAAUCAAAGAGAGUGGGAAUCAAACCAGAAUCACAAGGAAUACCAACUCUUUCCCCCACCACUCUCCAACUACCGUGCUACGCGUUAUUCCAAUGUGUCUUUUCAUAGACAGUAGUGCAGAGGUGUUCCCUUAUCAAUAAUGGCUACAGACAGACAGACAGACAAGCAGCUAUCUUUGAACUUUUAUUAUUAUUUCAAUUUUUCAACGGAAAAACAAGCAUAUGUAAUGUGUGGUUUUCUCUUCACGACGCAUUGCGAUUUUGAACGCUUCUCUUCUCGUUGUUGUUUAUCGUCGUUUACAGGCAUCUAAUAUAGCAAGCCAACCAAUUUUACAUCAUGUAUGAUGGACCAAUCGACUAGCGAAAAUGUUCAACGACUUCCUGCAACUGAUGAUGAGUUUGGAGGUGUUGUGGUGGAGAUGAAGGAGCAUAUGGAUUCUGAUGUCUUUCGUACACUGCUGAAAGCUUCAAUGUCACAGUGGAAAUUGCAGGGCAAGAAAGGCGUCUGGAUUAAACUGCCAAUUCAUCUUUCAAAUCUUGUUGACACUGUAGUUAAGGAGGGUUUUGAGUAUCACCAUGCGGAACCCAAAUACCUGAUGCUUCUCUGCUGGAUUCCUAAAACUAAUAAUCCCAUCCCUGCAAAUGCUUCGCAUAUUGUACGAGUUGGCGCUAUCGUCUUAAAUGAUAAGGGAGAGAUGCUUGUUGUCCAGGAGAAGAUGGGGAUAUUACGGGGACUUUGGAAAAUUUCUACUGGAACCGUUCACCAGGGUGAGGAUAUUACUGCAGGGGUGAUUAGAGAAGUCAAAGAAGAGACUGGAAUAGAUACAGAGUUUGUUGAAGUACUAGCAUUCAGUCAAGAGCACAACGUGUUCUUUGGAAAAUCAGAGGUAUUAUUCCUGUGCAUGAUGUGCCCGCUGUCGUUUGAGAUCCAAAUACAAGAAACAGAAAUUGAAGCAGCCCGGUGGAUGCCGUUGGAGGAUUAUGAAGCUCAACUUUCGGUUCAAGAACAAGUUUUAAGAAAGUACAUUAUCGAAUUAUGCAAAGCAAAAGUCGAGAGGGGAUACUCUGGAUUCUCUCCAUCCCCGGUAACAACCGAUUCAAAUGGUAAUCCAAGUUUUAUUUAUUUUAACAAAGAAGAUCUAAAUAAAAAAAUAUUAGAUAAUUCUGUAAAUCAAGUGUAAAUUAUUCAUCUAAUUUCCUUGUUUGAUUUGCCCUAAAGGCAUACUUGAACAAAAUGCAAUGUACCAUUCAGAAUAAUUUAAUUUUCUAUUAGAUCUUUGUUUAAAUAAAUAAAACUUGGAUCACCGAAUCAUCGGUGAUCCAAGUUUUAUUUAUUUCAACAAAGAAGAUAUAAAUACAAAAUUAAAUAAUUCUGAAAAUCAAGUGUAAAUUAUUCAUCUAAUUUCCUUGUUUGAUUUGUAAUUUGUGUAUAAUAGACCUAAGGGCAUACUCUAAUAAAAUGCAGUGUACCUUUCAGUUUUA
Messenger RNA from Helianthus annuus (common sunflower), 1672 nucleotides. Its product is annotated as nudix hydrolase 2. The record is from RefSeq and is a predicted model, not a curated record. The transcript is spliced from 10 exons. Bases 532 to 1371 code for a protein of 279 amino acids. Lineage: Eukaryota; Viridiplantae; Streptophyta; Magnoliopsida; Asterales; Asteraceae. Gene Ontology annotation, molecular function: NAD binding; NADH pyrophosphatase activity; ADP-ribose diphosphatase activity.